This is a messenger RNA of Echinops telfairi (small Madagascar hedgehog), 638 nucleotides long. RefSeq names its product neurophysin 2-like. The transcript is spliced from 3 exons. Gene Ontology annotation, molecular function: neurohypophyseal hormone activity. The record is from RefSeq and is a predicted model, not a curated record. The coding region runs from base 141 to 638 and encodes 165 amino acids. Gene Ontology annotation, cellular component: extracellular region; secretory granule. Lineage: Eukaryota; Metazoa; Chordata; Mammalia; Afrosoricida; Tenrecidae.
UGGCUUGGGACUUGGAGGUCGGUCGUGGGCUCCUGGGGAGCCAUGAGGGGGGCUGGCUGCCUCUGAGGGCCCACCUGUGGAUAUAAAUAGGCAGCUAGCCAAGGCAGCGCCGCAGAGCCUCUGAGCAGCACCGCGCCAGGAUGUCCAACUGCGUGCUGUCCGCCUGCUUCCUCGGCCUGCUGGCCCUCACCUCUGCCUGCUAUUUCACGAACUGCCCAAGGGGCGGCAAGAGAGCCCUUGUGGACAUGGAGCUGAGACAGUGCCUCCCCUGUGGCCCAGGGGGCAAGGGGCGCUGCUUCGGGCCCAGCAUCUGCUGCGAGGAAGAGCUGGGCUGCUUCAUGGGCACGGCCGAGGCGCUGCGCUGCCAGGAGGAGAACUACCUGCUGUCGCCCUGCCAGUCUGGCCAGAAGCCCUGCGGGAACGGGGGUCGCUGCGCCGCCGCCGGCCUCUGCUGCAGCCCGGAGGGCUGCGUGGCAGAGCCAGAGUGCCUGGAAGCCGCAGGCAGUCGCCGCCACGCCCGCGCCAGCGACCAGAGCAACGCGACUCAGCUGGACGCGCCCACCGGGGCCCUGCUGCUGCGGCUGGUGCAGCUGGCAGCGAGGCCCGAACCCGAGGAGCCCAAACCAGGGGUCUACUGA